GGAAACGAGCCCCAGCACCGCCCCUCCCGGGAAAGAGGGAAGAGGUAACUACUCAAUAUUGCAGCCAUGGAGUCCAUGCUUAAUAAGUUAAAGAGUACUGUUACGAAAGUAACAGCUGAUGUCACUAGUGCUGUAAUGGGAAAUCCUGUCACUAGAGAAUUUGAUGUUGGUCGACACAUUGCCAGUGGUGGCAAUGGGCUAGCUUGGAAGAUUUUCAAUGGCACAAAAAAGUCAACAAAACAGGAAGUGGCUGUUUUUGUCUUUGAUAAAAAGCUGAUUGACAAAUAUCAAAAAUUUGAAAAGGAUCAAAUCAUCGAUUCUCUAAAACGAGGAGUCCAACAGUUAACUCGAUUACGACACCCUCGACUUCUUACUGUCCAGCAUCCUUUAGAAGAGUCCAGGGAUUGCUUGGCAUUUUGUACAGAACCAGUUUUUGCCAGUUUAGCCAAUGUUUUAGGUAACUGGGAAAAUCUACCUUCCCCUGUAUCUCCAGACAUUAAGGAUUAUAACCUUUAUGAUGUAGAAACCAAAUAUGGUUUGCUUCAGGUUUCUGAAGGAUUGUCAUUUUUGCACAGCAGUGUGAAAAUGGUUCAUGGAAAUAUCACACCUGAAAAUAUAAUUUUGAAUAAAAGUGGAGCCUGGAAAAUAAUGGGGUUUGAUUUUUGUGUAUCAUCAUCCAAUCCUUCUGAACAAGAGCCUAAAUUUCCUUGUAAAGAAUGGGACCCAAAUCUACCAUCAUUGUGUCUUCCAAAUCCUGAAUAUUUGGCUCCUGAAUACAUACUUUCUGUGAGCUGUGAAACAGCCAGUGAUAUGUACUCUCUAGGAACAGUCAUGUAUGCUGUAUUUAACAAAGGGAAACCCAUAUUUGAAGUUAACAAGCAAGAUAUUUACAAGAGUUUUAGUAGGCAGUUGGAUCAGUUGAGUCGUUUAGGAUCUAGUUCACUUUCAAAUAUACCCGAGGAAGUCCGUGAACAUGUAAAACUACUGUUAAAUGUAACUCCGACUGUAAGACCAGAUGCAGAUCAAAUGACCAAGAUUCCCUUCUUUGAUGAUGUUGGUGCAGUAACACUGCAGUAUUUUGAUACCUUAUUCCAAAGAGAUAAUCUUCAGAAAUCACAGUUUUUCAAAGGACUGCCAAAAGUUCUACCAAAACUGCCCAAGCGUGUCAUUGUGCAGAGAAUUUUGCCUUGUUUGACUUCAGAAUUUGUAAACCCUGAUAUGGUACCUUUUGUUUUGCCCAAUGUUCUACUGAUUGCUGAAGAAUGCACCAAAGAAGAAUAUGUCAAAUUAAUUCUACCUGAACUUGGCCCUGUUUUUAAACAGCAGGAGCCAAUCCAGGCUAGCAACAUGAUUUUGUUAAUUUUCCUACAAAAAAUGGAUUUGCUACUAACCAAAACUCCUCCUGAUGAGAUAAAGAACAGUGUCUUACCUAUGGUUUAUAGAGCACUAGAGGCUCCUUCCAUUCAGAUCCAGGAACUCUGUUUAAACAUCAUUCCAACCUUUGCAAAUCUUAUAGACUACCCAUCCAUGAAAAAUGCUUUGAUACCAAGAAUUAAAAAUGCAUGUCUACAGACAUCUUCCCUUGCUGUUCGUGUAAAUUCAUUAGUGUGCUUAGGAAAGAUUUUGGAAUACUUGGAUAAGUGGUUUGUUCUUGAUGAUAUCCUGCCCUUCUUACAACAGAUUCCAUCCAAGGAACCCGCAGUCCUCAUGGGAAUUUUAGGUAUUUAUAAAUGUACCUUUACACAUAAGAAGUUGGGAAUCACCAAAGAGCAGCUUGCUGGAAAAGUAUUGCCUCAUUUGAUUCCCCUGAGUAUUGAAAACAAUCUUAAUCUCAAUCAGUUCAAUUCUUUCAUUUCCGUCAUAAAAGAGAUGCUUAACAGAUUGGAGUCUGAACAUAAGACUAAACUGGAACAACUUCAAAUAAUGCAAGAACAGCAGAAAUCUUUGGAUAUAGGAAAUCAAAUGAAUGCUUCUGAGGAGAUGAAAGUUACAAAUGUUGGAUCUCAGCAUAUUGACAAAGUCUUUAACAACAUUGGAGCAGACUUUCUUACUGGCGGUGAAUCAGAAAAUAAAGAGGAUGGGUUACAGAAUAAACAUAAAAGAGCAUCACUUACACUUGAAGAAAAACAAAAAUUAGCAAAAGAACAGGAGCAAGCACAGAAGUUGAAAAGCCAGCAGCCUCUUAAACCCCAAGUACACACACCUGUUGCUCCAGUCAAACAGACUAAGGACUUGACAGACACAUUGAUGGAUAACAUGUCAUCUUUGACCAGCCUUUCUGUUAGUACCCCUAAAAUUUCUGCUUCAAGUACCUUCACUUCUGUUCCUUCUAUGGGCCUUGGCAUGAUGUUUUCUACACCAGUUGAUAACACCAAGAGAAAUUUGACCAACGGCCUAAAUGCUAACAUGGGCUUUCAGACUUCAGGAUUCAACAUGCCGGUUAAUACAAACCAGAACUUAUUCAGUAGUCCAAGCACACCCGGAGUGACCAAGAUGACACUGGGAACACCUUCCACUUUGCCAAACUUCAGUGCUGUGAGUGUUCCUCCUGCUGGUGCGAAGCAGACUCAACAAAGACCCACAGAUAUGUCUGCUCUUAAUAAUCUCUUUGGCCCUCAGAAACCCAAAGUUAGCAUGAACCAGUUAUCACAACAGAAACCAAAUCAGUGGCUUAAUCAAUUUGUACCUCCGCAAGCGUCUCCAGGUAUGGGCAGUUCAGUAAUGGGAACACCAAUGAACAUGAUGGGACAGUCUGCCUUUGGUAUGCAGGCUAAUCCUUUCUUUAGCCCGCAGAACUUUGCACAGCCACCAACUACAAUGACCAAUAGCAGUUCAGCUAGCAAUGAUUUAAAAGAUCUUUUUGGGUGA
Molecule: messenger RNA, 2868 nt
Organism: Puma concolor (puma)
Lineage: Eukaryota; Metazoa; Chordata; Mammalia; Carnivora; Felidae
Source: RefSeq, a predicted model, not a curated record